GGCUCGCUUAAGAGAAGAACACAUCUCAUGAGGAACAUGGGCUCUCUGCAAUGGCUCGGAGCAGGUGUGGCCUUCUGGAGCUCAUCCAGAAAUGUGUUCUUUCUCACAGUUCUGCUUGCCUGCCUAGUCAGCAUCACUCCUUUCCAAAUUGGUCCUGUAAUGCCAGGCUUGAGUUCGGCCUUCUCCGCAACACGCAGCAGUAGUGUGGUGGGCGGCUCUCAGCGAGCUGUGACCUUUGACCGCCUCCUCGUCAACGUGGGCAAUGAUUUCAAUCCAGACACUGGCCGCUUCCGCUGCCGAGUCCCAGGUGCAUACUACUUCACUUUUACGGUGGGCAAGUACCCCAAGAAGCUGCUGUCAGUCAUGCUGGUGAAGAAUGGGCAGGAGGUGCAAGCCAUGGCUUACAAUGAGUUCAGAAAACAAGGCCGAAAGGUGCAAAGCCAGAGUGCAAUGAUUGGCCUAAAACCUAUGGAUACAGUGUGGCUGCUUGUGCAAGAAAGCCCAGAUUACGCCCUUUACAGCAAUGCUGGGCCUUACAUCACUUUCACUGGCUAUUUGGUUUACCCAGAAUCCACGUCCUCUAUGGGCUACCUAAACAACCACUUGAUCCCACCAGGAAUUCAGCCAGACUGCCCUCCCCCUGAGGACCCCAGCUACAGUGAGAGAAGAAGAGAAUCCACUGAGAAAGGUAGGUCUGCAUUUUCAGUAGCCAGGACAUUCUCCAUUCUGGGAGAAAGCAGGAGGCACCACAACAGAGAAGCACUAACUUUUGACGUGGAGUACGUCAACAUCGGUGGCCAUUUCAACAAGUCCUCAGGCCAUUUCACAUGCUACAUCCCAGGGGUGUACUUCUUCGCCUUCACAGUGGGGAAGCACCCCAGGAGGGCAGUGUCAGUGAAGCUGAUGACAGGCAGGGGCGAGGUGCAGGCCAUGGUGUUUAAUGAGGACAUGUCACGCAAAAGAGAGAUGCAGAGCCAGAGUCUGCUGCUGCCUCUGAAGGCAGGAGAUGUUGUCUGGCUUUACAGCCAGCAAGAUGAACGUUACGCUGUCUACAGCAACCAGGGACGAUACACAACCUUCACUGGAUUCCUUGUGUACCCUGAGCUCAAUUUCAUGAGCCCAGACAGAACUUUUCACUGAAGCCUAAAGAUUCAUGUAGGCCUAACCUCAUAGGCCUACUUUAAAGCAAUAACACACUGCAACUGUAUAGCCUUUUAAUAUUACAGACUAACAUCAACUAUCUUUAUAUUUACUGAAUAUCAUUAGUAAUCA
Molecule: messenger RNA, 1272 nt
Organism: Pygocentrus nattereri (red-bellied piranha)
Lineage: Eukaryota; Metazoa; Chordata; Actinopteri; Characiformes; Serrasalmidae
Gene: c1qtnf13
Product: C1q and TNF related 13
Exons: 2
Coding region: 28-1140 (370 amino acids)
Molecular function (GO): protein binding
Source: RefSeq, a predicted model, not a curated record